GAGCUUGUGUCGGCGACAAAGGACAGAAUGUUUAAGGCCCCAGAAAGCAAUGCAUUUGGCCAAUCCUUCAGGGAUUAUGAUAUUGAAAGUGAAAGACAAAAAGGUGUGGAAGAAUUUUAUCGAUUGCAACAUAUUAAUCAGACAUACGAUUUUGUAAAGAAAAUGAGGGAGCACUAUAAAAAAUUGGACAAAGCAGCAAUGAGUAUAUGGGAAUGUUGUGAGAUGCUUAAUGAAGUAGUGGAUGAUAGUGAUCCUGAUUUGGAUGAACCUCAAAUUCAACAUUUGUUACAAACUGCAGAAGCUAUUAGAAAAGAUUAUCCUAACGAGGAUUGGUUACAUUUAACUGCUCUCAUCCAUGAUUUAGGAAAGAUUCUUCAUCUUCCUCAAUUUGGUGAGCUUCCUCAAUGGGCUGUUGUUGGAGAUACAUUUCCUGUCGGUUGUGCCUUUGAUGAAAAAAAUGUUCACCACAAGUAUUUUAAGGAAAACCCGGAUAGCCAAAAUCCUGCUUAUAACACUAAAGAAGGAGUUUAUAGUAAAGGAUGUGGAUUAGACAAUGUACUCAUGUCAUGGGGACAUGAUGACUAUAUGUAUAUGGUAGCAAAGGAAAAUGGUACCACUUUACCUUCACCUGGGUUAUUCAUUAUUAGAUAUCACUCAUUUUAUCCUUUGCAUAAGGAGGGAGCAUAUACUCAUCUCAUGAGUGAAGAAGAUUUCGAGAACUUGAAGUGGCUUCACAUUUUCAACAAAAGCAAAGUUUUGGUGGACGUUGAAAAAGUGAAGCCAUACUAUCAAUCACUUAUUGACAAGUAUUUCCCAGCAAAGCUGAAGUGGUGA
Arachis duranensis is the source of this 834-nucleotide messenger RNA. RefSeq names its product inositol oxygenase 4-like. Gene Ontology annotation, biological process: inositol catabolic process. Lineage: Eukaryota; Viridiplantae; Streptophyta; Magnoliopsida; Fabales; Fabaceae. The record is from RefSeq and is a predicted model, not a curated record. The transcript is spliced from 10 exons. Gene Ontology annotation, cellular component: cytoplasm. The coding region runs from base 28 to 834 and encodes 268 amino acids. Gene Ontology annotation, molecular function: iron ion binding; inositol oxygenase activity.